AUGGCCUCCAAGAAGGCGGGAGCGGCUGCCGUGGCUUGCGCCGGCCUUGCUGGGCUGGGCUUCGUCGCCACACCAGAUUCGGGAAAUCGACGCGUGCCGGCUGCUGAUGCCGCCAAGGCCUCUGCCAAGGUAGCAGCAUCUCCGGAAGCAGGCAGCGCCUUCACUGUGGGCGCGGCGGCAGCCACCGCCGCGGGUGCCGUGGCGGCGUCCACCCGACGCAAGACCCGAGCGAGCAGAGUCGCUGCCCGGGCCGAAGUGGGACCUGGCGAGAAGGUCGUGGGCAUCGACCUGGGCACCACCAACUCCGCAGUGGCGGCCAUGGAGGCCGGCGCCCCCACCAUCAUCCCCAACGCGGAGGGCGCACGGACCACGCCCAGUGUUGUGGCCUAUUCCAAGAGCGGUGAGCUGCUGGUGGGGCAGAUCGCCAAGCGCCAGGCCGUUGUGAACCCAGAGAACACCUUCUACUCCGUGAAGCGCUUCGUCGGCCGCCAGCCCAACGAGGUGGGUGAAGAGCUGAAGGAGGUGUCCUACAAGGUGGAUUUUGAAGGCCAGAAGGUGAAGAUCGACUGCCCGGUCUUGAGCAAGAAGUUCGCGCCGGAGGAGGUCUCUGCGCAGGUGCUGCGCAAGCUCAGCGGCGAUGCCGGCACUUACUUGAGUGCCACCGUCCAGAAGGCCGUCGUGACCGUUCCCGCCUAUUUCAACGAUUCGCAGCGACAGGCCACGAAGGAUGCCGGGAAGAUUGCUGGUCUGGACGUGCUGAGAAUUGUGAACGAGCCCACUGCUGCCUCCUUGGCAUACGGCUUGGAGAAGGCGAACAACGAGACGAUUUUGGUCUUCGAUCUCGGAGGAGGAACCUUCGACGUCUCCGUGCUGGAGGUCGGCGACGGAGUCUGCGAGGUGCUCGCCACCAACGGCGACACCCACCUGGGCGGCGACGACUUCGACAAGGUCAUCGUGGACUGGCUGGCGGAAGACUUCCAGAAGACCGAGGGCAUCGACCUCCUCAAGGACAGGCAGGCACUGCAGCGCCUGACGGAGGCUGCAGAGAAGGCCAAGAUCGAGCUCUCCGGUGUGCAGGAGGCCAAGAUUUCCCUGCCCUUCAUCACGGCCGAUGCCACCGGCCCCAAGCACAUCGAGCAGAGCUUGUCCCGUGCCAAGUUCGAGCAGCUCGCCAGCAAGCUCAUCGCUCGCUGCAGGACUCCAGUGGAGAAUGCCCUGAAGGAUUCCAAGAUGAGUGCCAGUGAGAUCAACGAGAUCGUGCUCGUGGGCGGCUCCACCCGAAUCCCGUCCAUCCAGUCCCUGGCCUCGGAGCUCGUCGGUGGCAAGAAGCCCAACCAGAGCGUGAACCCGGACGAGGUCGUGGCUGUGGGUGCGGCAGUUCAGGCUGGCGUCUUGGCAGGUGAUGUGAAGGACAUCGUCCUGCUGGAUGUGACGCCCCUGUCCCUGGGUGUCGAGACUCUGGGUGGCGUGGCCACGGUGCUGAUUCCUCGAAACACCACCAUUCCCACCAAGAAAACCGAGGUCUUCUCCACCGCCACGGACUCCCAGCCAUCCGUGGAGAUUGUUGUCCUGCAGGGCGAGCGGCAGUUCGCGAAGGACAACAAGAUUCUGGGAACCUUCCGCCUGGAUGGCGUGCCGCCGGCACCCCGAGGCGUGCCCCAGAUCGAGGUGACCUUUGACAUCGACGCCAACGGCAUCCUGAACGUCGGCGCGAAGGACCGCGGCACUGGCAAGGAGCAGACCAUCACCAUCGCUGGAUCCUCCACCCUGGACAAGACGAUGCUGAGGAUGGCCUCCAAGAAGGCGGGAGCGGCUGCCGUGGCUUGCGCGGGCCUUGCCGGGCUGGGGUUCGUCGCCACACCAGAUUCGGGAAAUCGACGCGUGCCGGCUGCUGAUGCCGCCAAGGCCUCUACCAAGGUAGCAGCAUCUCCGGAAGCAGGCAGCGCCUUCACUGUGGGCGCGGCGGCAGCCACCGCCGCGGGUGCCGUGGCGGCGUCCACCCGACGCAAGACCCGAGCGAGCAGAGUCGGCGCCCGGGCCGAAGUGGGACCUGGCGAGAAGGUCGUGGGCAUCGACCUGGGCACCACCAACUCCGCAGUGGCGGCCAUGGAGGCCGGCGCCCCCACCAUCAUCCCCAACGCGGAGGGCGCACGGACCACGCCCAGUGUUGUGGCCUAUUCCAAGAGCGGUGAGCUGCUGGUGGGGCAGAUCGCCAAGCGCCAGGCCGUUGUGAACCCAGAGAACACCUUCUACUCCGUGAAGCGCUUCGUCGGCCGCCAGCCCAACGAGGUGGGUGAAGAGCUGAAGGAGGUGUCCUACAAGGUGGAUUUUGAAGGCCAGAAGGUGAAGAUCGACUGCCCGGUCUUGAGCAAGAAGUUCGCGCCGGAGGAGGUCUCUGCGCAGGUGCUGCGCAAGCUCAGCGGCGAUGCCGGCACUUACUUGAGUGCCACCGUCCAGAAGGCCGUCGUGACCGUUCCCGCCUAUUUCAACGAUUCGCAGCGACAGGCCACGAAGGAUGCAGGGAAGAUUGCUGGUCUGGACGUGCUGAGAAUUGUGAACGAGCCCACUGCUGCCUCCUUGGCAUAUGGCUUGGAGAAGGCGAACAACGAGACGAUUUUGGUCUUCGAUCUCGGAGGAGGAACCUUCGACGUCUCUGUGCUGGAGGUCGGCGACGGAGUCUGCGAGGUGCUCGCCACCAACGGCGACACCCACCUGGGCGGCGACGACUUCGACAAGGUCAUCGUGGACUGGCUGGCGGAAGACUUCCAGAAGACCGAGGGCAUCGAGCUCCUCAAGGACAGGCAGGCACUGCAGCGCCUGACGGAGGCUGCAGAGAAGGCCAAGAUCGAGCUCUCCGGUGUGCAGGAGGCCAAGAUUUCCCUGCCCUUCAUCACGGCCGAUGCCACCGGCCCCAAGCACAUCGAGCAGAGCUUGUCCCGUGCCAAGUUCGAGCAGCUCGCCAGCAAGCUCAUCGCUCGCUGCAGGACUCCAGUGGAGAAUGCCCUGAAGGAUUCCAAGAUCAGUGCCAGUGAGAUCAACGAGAUCGUGCUCGUGGGCGGCUCCACCCGAAUCCCGUCCAUCCAGUCCCUGGCCUCGGAGCUCGUCGGUGGCAAGAAGCCCAACCAGAGCGUGAACCCGGACGAGGUCGUGGCUGUGGGUGCGGCAGUUCAGGCUGGCGUCUUGGCAGGUGAUGUGAAGGACAUCGUCCUGCUGGAUGUGACGCCCCUGUCCCUGGGUGUCGAGACUCUGGGUGGCGUGGCCACGGUGCUGAUUCCUCGAAACACCACCAUUCCCACCAAGAAAACCGAGGUCUUCUCCACAGCCACGGACUCCCAGCCAUCCGUGGAGAUUGUUGUGCUGCAGGGCGAGCGGCAGUUCGCGAAGGACAACAAGAUUCUGGGAACCUUCCGCCUGGAUGGCGUCCCGCCGGCACCCCGAGGCGUGCCACAGAUCGAGGUGACCUUUGACAUCGACGCCAACGGCAUCCUGAACGUCGGCGCGAAGGACCGCGGCACUGGCAAGGAGCAGACCAUCACCAUCGCUGGAUCCUCCACCCUGGACAAGACGGACGUCGACAAGAUGGUGCAGGAUGCAGAAGCCAACGCUGCGGAGGAUAACAAGCGCAAGGACGCCGUGGAGACCAAGAACAACGCAGAGAGCCUGGUGUACCAGACCGAAAAGCAGCUGUCCGACCUGGGUGACAAGGUGCCUGCAGAUUUGAAGGCCAGCAUCGACCCCAAGCUGCAGGCCCUGAAGGACAAGGUCGCAGAGGCCGAGCCAGACACCGAGCUCCUGAAGACCAUGACCAAGGACCUCCAGGAGGAGCUGAUGAAGGUCGGCCAGGCGGCCUACGCCAACACGGGCGCUGCAGCGCCCGAGGGCGCUCCCGAGGGAGCGGCCGGCGAUGCCGGGGCGCCCCCGCCCGGCGAUGCCAAGGGCAAGGACGACGUCAUCGACGUGGAUGGCCAGUGA
Symbiodinium sp. CCMP2592 is the source of this 3972-nucleotide messenger RNA. NCBI's taxonomy places the organism in Eukaryota, Dinophyceae, Suessiales, Symbiodiniaceae. The record is from the annotation of a GenBank genome assembly.